This is a messenger RNA of Neltuma alba, 541 nucleotides long. RefSeq names its product probable glutathione S-transferase. Gene Ontology annotation, cellular component: cytoplasm. The transcript has a single exon. Bases 182 to 541 code for a protein of 119 amino acids. Lineage: Eukaryota; Viridiplantae; Streptophyta; Magnoliopsida; Fabales; Fabaceae. Gene Ontology annotation, biological process: glutathione metabolic process. Gene Ontology annotation, molecular function: glutathione transferase activity. The record is from RefSeq and is a predicted model, not a curated record.
GACCGACGUGUAGUUGAAGGGAACGGCCAGAAACAGAGCAGCGGAUGAACAGAGGAUAGAUAAGAAGAAAAAAUGAGAAAGAACGACACGUGUCUUUCAGCUGUUGAGAUCUAUCGCCUAUAAUUUCUUCCUCGUACUCAUUCUGUUCUGCAGAAAGUGACAGAUUCAUCAGAGGUGAACAAUGGCGGAACAAGAGGUAGUGUUAUUGGACGAGUGGCUGAGCAUGUUGGGGUCGAGAGCCAAAAUAGCGUUGGCUGAGAAGGGAAUCAAAUACGAGUCAAGGGAAGAAGAUCUGAGCAACAAGAGCCCUAUGCUUCUGCAAAUGAACCCACUUCACAAGAAGAUCCCAGUUCUUAUUCACAAAGGCAAACCCAUUGGUGAAGUAAGGAUAUGGGCAGGGAAGAGAGAAGAACACGAAGAGGCAAAGAAGGAGAUAAUGGAGUGCUUGAAGCGAUUGGAAGAGACGCUUGGAGACAAAACUUUCUUUGGAGGUGAAACCUUUGGGUUUGUCAAUUCCACACUUUUUAGUGAACUACUAUAA